CCUACAGAACUCCUCACAAGUACAACCACUUAGCAAGUCCAUCCAUCUCAUCAUCUACAUCUGAGCUCAGCACUACUACUAUUGCUAGCUUGAUCAAGAUGGCCCGUGCUGCAGCUGCUCAACUCGUGUUGUUCACCCUCGUGGCAGCAAUGGUCCUCACAGCCACAGACGCUGCAAUCUCCUGUGGCCAGGUGAGCUCUGCCUUGAGCCCCUGCAUCUCCUAUGCACGCGGCAGCGGCUCCAGCCCACCUGCGGCCUGCUGCAGUGGUGUCAGGAGUCUGGCCGGCGCAGCGCGGAGCACCGCUGACAAGCAAGCGGCGUGCAAGUGCAUUAAGAGUGCUGCUGGUGGGCUCAACGCUGGAAAGGCCGC
Messenger RNA from Aegilops tauschii subsp. strangulata, 370 nucleotides. The record is from RefSeq and is a predicted model, not a curated record. NCBI's taxonomy places the organism in Eukaryota, Viridiplantae, Streptophyta, Magnoliopsida, Poales, Poaceae.